CAGCACUGAAGGCAACGCUGCCACUUAGAGCUGUGUCUGUAAACACAAGACAAAAUUUGGUUUGCUGCAAACAAUGUCAACAACUUUGUCACAUCAGGAUAUUAUGAAUGACGAUGAACCGGAUCCACGCAAUUGUCGAACCUGCAAUGUGUUAACCACCCGCUACUUAUCGCUAUACGAGCCCUACACCCAUGCCGGCGAACUGACAACGCUAGCAGCGCUGCUGAGCAACUGCGCCAACUUGGAGAUUUUACAAUCGGAGCGCUUUCUGCCCAGGCACAUGUGCGAGCAAUGUGUGGAGCUACUACUGCAGUUCUGCGACUUCCAACGCAUGGUAUUGCGCACAGAUUUCAAGCUACGCAAACGUCAUGCCCAUACCCAGAGAAAAGUGAAUGCGCCGCAGUUGUCCAAGUGUUUGACAGAGCAGCAAAUAGAGGAGGAUGCGGCUGCCACUGCGGAUGAAUACGUGUAUGUGCUGGAGGAGACCGUCGACAGCAUAGUGUCCGAGCAGCGUCUCGAUGGCUCGUCGCCCAAAGUGGAACUGUUUGAGGUUGACUUUGAGCCCGAAGAAAAGUAUGUAGAGGAACAGCACGAACAAGAGGAGGAAGAAACUUCAAUAGCAACAGUGAAGACAGAGGAAAGCAAUGUCAAACAACGCUCCCAGCAUCGACGUAAAUCCUAUAAUCCCGCUCUACAAUGCCCGAUGUGCAGCAAGCAGCUGAGCACGAGUAACUCCUUUAAAUAUCACAUGCAAUUGCAUGGCGAGGAUCGUCCAUAUGUGUGCAACAUUUGCGGCGAUUCAUUCAAGACACGCAACGCAUACGAUGGCCAUGCAACGCUCCACAAUCCCAACAAUCCCAACAAAUGUCGCACGUGCGGCAAAACGUAUCGUCAGGCCUCUUCGCUGCGCUCCCAUCUCUUGAGCCACACCGGUGUCAAGCCCUUCACCUGCGACAUAUGCGGAAAGGGUUUAACACAGAAGUCCGGCUACAAGAAGCACAUGCUGACGCACACGGGCGAAAAGCCGCACACCUGCGACAGCUGUGGACGCAGCUUCCGCUACUCCAGCAAUUUGAUUGCCCACAAACGUUCGCAUUCCCGCAAAGUUGGUGCCGUCGAUCAACAAAAGGAGCAGCUCGAAUAAUGCUAUAUAUACGACUAUAUAUAUAUAUAUAUAGUAGAAGAAGCCACCACGAAGCCAAAACACUUCCACCUUAUGAAAACCUUAUGUACAAGUGAUUAAGAUUAGAAUUCGGCUGGCACCGCAUUUUCCAUUUUGGAUAUUCAUGCCCUGCGGCAAAUUUAAUAUUAACAUAGAAUAAGUAAGGUAGAUUUUAAUAUUUUUUAAAUGUAGAAAUUCGAAAGAUUUCCCAUUGAAUUUCACAUGUUGUUUUUAUUGCG
Drosophila nasuta is the source of this 1401-nucleotide messenger RNA. Its product is annotated as zinc finger protein 311. Gene Ontology annotation, biological process: regulation of gene expression. NCBI's taxonomy places the organism in Eukaryota, Metazoa, Arthropoda, Insecta, Diptera, Drosophilidae. Bases 74 to 1144 code for a protein of 356 amino acids. Gene Ontology annotation, cellular component: nucleus. Gene Ontology annotation, molecular function: zinc ion binding. The transcript is spliced from 2 exons. The record is from RefSeq and is a predicted model, not a curated record.